This is a messenger RNA of Monodelphis domestica (gray short-tailed opossum), 939 nucleotides long. Its product is annotated as vomeronasal 1 receptor monDomV1R1224. Gene Ontology annotation, biological process: G protein-coupled receptor signaling pathway. Gene Ontology annotation, cellular component: membrane. The record is from RefSeq and is marked provisional. NCBI's taxonomy places the organism in Eukaryota, Metazoa, Chordata, Mammalia, Didelphimorphia, Didelphidae. Gene Ontology annotation, molecular function: pheromone receptor activity.
AUGGCUUUUCAUGAUUUGGUUUUUGGCAUCAUCUUCUUCAUUCAGACAGGUGUUGGUGUCCUGGGAAACUUCUUCCUCCUAUGUCUUUAUGCCAUCACUUUUCUCACUGGCCACAGACUGAAGCCCAUAGAUUCCAUUUUGGUCCAUUUAGCUUUGUCAAACUCUAUAGUGCUUAUUAUCAAAGGAAUCCCCCAGACAAUGCUUGCUUUGGGCCUGAAAAAUUUCCUGGAUAAUUUUGCAUGUAAAUUCAUCAUUUACAUCCACCGAGUGGCCCGAAGUCUUUCCCUGACCUUUACCUGCCUCCUGAGUGUAUUUCAGGUGAUUACCAUUAGCUCCUUUACCUGGUUUAAAUUGUCAGGACUCAAAAAUAAACUUCCAAAGAAUAUCGUCACCUUCUGCCUUUUCUCCUGGAUCCUGUGUUUACUGAUGAAUAUCUAUAUGUUUGAAAAUAUACAGAACUUUAGAGAAAAUAGUAACAACACCAGGAUAUGGCAUAUGGGAUUCUGUUUAGGUUUUACUUCAGGUUCAUUCAAAGCCUUACUAUUGGUAAUUACGUUCUCCAUCCCUGAUUUCCUGUGUGUGGGAUGCAUGGUCAUGGCUAGUGGCUAUCUGGUGCUUUUCUUACAUAGGCACCAUCAAGUAGUCCAGCAUAUUCACAGCUCCAGCUUUAUCCCAAGAACCUCACCUGAGACAAGGGCCACCCAUACCAUCUUGGUGUUGGUAAGCACCUAUGUCUCCUUCAACUCAAUCAAUUCUAUUAUGGCAAUUUAUCUCUUUCAAUUUGAGAAAUAUCAUCUGUGGUUGAUGCCUACCUCAGCUUUCUUAGCUGCAUGUUUCCCAGCCAUCAGUCCCUUUGUUCUGAUCCCCCAUGAUUCAAGAAUUCUCCAUUUGUACUACUCAACUCUGGGGAAAGACAAACUCCCCAAAUCUUCUUCCUAG